AUGGCUGUUGGCGAAUCUAGCUCUAUCCCCAGCUGGAGCUUGGAGGGCAAGGUCGCCGUCGUCACUGGCUCCGGCCGUGGUAUUGGAAAGGAGAUGGCCCUUGAGCUCGCCCGCCGUGGUGCCAAGGUCGUCGUCAACUACGCCAACAGCUCCGAGGCCGCUGAGAAGGUCGUCGCCCAGAUCAAGGAGGGCGGCUCUGAUGCCAUCGCCGUCAAGGCCAACGUUGCCAAUGUCUCCGAGACCAUCGCUCUCUUCGACAAGGCCGUCGAGCACUACGGCAAGGUCGACAUCUGCUGCUCCAACUCGGGCGUUGUCUCUUUCGGUCACCUGAAGGAUGUCACCGAGGAGGAGUAUGACCGCGUCAUGUCCAUCAACACCCGCGGCCAGUUCUUCGUCGCUCGUGAGGCCUACAAGCACAUGUCCGAGGGCGGCCGCAUCAUCCUGAUGGGCUCCAUCACCGGCCAGGCCAAGGGUGUCCCCAAGCACGCCGUCUACUCCGGCAGCAAGGGUGCCAUUGAGACCUUUGUCCGCUGCAUGGCCAUCGAUGCCGGCGACAAGAAGAUCACCGUCAACUGCGUUGCUCCCGGUGGCAUCAAGACCGACAUGUACCACGCUGUCUGCAAGGAGUACAUCCCCAACGGUGACAGCCUCAGCAACGACCAGGUCGACGAGUACGCUGCUACCUGGUCUCCCCACAACCGUGUCGGCCAGCCCAUCGACAUUGCUCGCGUUGUUGCCUUCCUCGCCUCCCAGGACGGAGAGUGGGUGAACGGCAAGGUCAUCGGCAUUGAUGGUGCUGCCUGCAUGUAA
Messenger RNA from Lasiodiplodia theobromae, 810 nucleotides. RefSeq lists its product as uncharacterized. Gene Ontology annotation, molecular function: oxidoreductase activity. NCBI's taxonomy places the organism in Eukaryota, Fungi, Ascomycota, Dothideomycetes, Botryosphaeriales, Botryosphaeriaceae. The coding region runs from base 1 to 810 and encodes 269 amino acids. The record is from RefSeq and is a predicted model, not a curated record. The transcript is spliced from 3 exons.